Messenger RNA from Ruditapes philippinarum (Manila clam), 740 nucleotides. RefSeq lists its product as uncharacterized. The record is from RefSeq and is a predicted model, not a curated record. The transcript has 2 exons. Bases 78 to 437 code for a protein of 119 amino acids. NCBI's taxonomy places the organism in Eukaryota, Metazoa, Mollusca, Bivalvia, Venerida, Veneridae.
AACGCCCCCUAGGGGAAUAUUUAUUUAUGAAUUGAUCUGGGUCAUUGAGGCGCUUGAAAGUUAACGCAUGCGUAAUAAUGUCGAUUAGUAAUAAUAAAUUAACUUACCGCUACGCGCGAUUCUAUCCAGUUUCCUGCCUGUAUAUGACACUUAUACACAAUAUAUUACAAGCACCAUGGCAUGGGAUGGUAGAAGGCCCGGAAGAAGGACUUUUGUACAAUGGAUCAGGCUCUACUAUAGUGUCGUCCAAAGAAGUAUCGGAAAAUAACUCGCUCAGUAAUGCAGCAGUUUCUGGCCUAAUUCCUCGUUCAGACCGCGGUCUUUGGCCAGGUGGAAUAAGGUCUUCGUAUGAAGAUGAGGAUAAUAAAAGGGGAUUGUCUACAGAGCCCAAAGGUACAGAUACAGCGGGUUCAUCAACAUCAACUGCUUCUACAUGAUCUUCCCCUGUAGAGCUUCUCUCAUUGCUGCUCGCAUCCUUCAAUUCUGGCUGAAGGGUCCAAUUACCUAUGUUACUGACUACUGGACCAGGCCACGAAUCGAAAAGUGGUGUGGUGUACUGAUACUCAGGGGGCCCUGCCAGUGUGUACACUGACCUCAAGAGGUCAAAAAAGGCCUGGUACCUAUGUCCUUUAACCUCUGACCUCCACAUCACCUCGGCAAGAUGCCCUUCCCAUUGUGUGGCUUGUGUACCGGACAUUCGACGGAAAUAUUCCUUGGCAUGCUUCCAAGCACCCUCAAUU